AUGGACCGUUCUAACAAGCCUUCGGCCAUCGGCGUGGGUGCAUCUGUGCCUCAGCCCACUAUCUCCCUCCGCGAUAAUACUGUCGAAGCCACGCUGCCCUCCGGCGAAUCUGUUACGAUCCACCUGUACGGAGCUACUGUCACUUCCUGGAAAUUAGCAAAUGGCAAAGAGCAAUUAUUUGUGAGCGAGAAGGCUCAUCUUGACGGUUCAAAGCCAAUCCGCGGCGGUAUCCCCGUUGUGUUCCCUGUCUUCGGUCCUCCUCCUCAGAACCAUGCCACCUCCUCCCUUCCACAACACGGCUUUGCGCGUAACAGUACUUGGGAAUUCUUGGGCAAGUCAUCAUCGGAAUCCCUAGGCAAGGAUCGCAGCGGAGAUGGCUCUGUCAAGCUGGACUUCGGUCUCUCCCGCCCCAUGCUCACAGAAUAUUUCCAGAAGGCAUGGCCGUACGACUUCGGGCUGGUAUAUAGCGUUACUUUGACCAAGGAGAGUCUGGAGACGUCUCUCCAGGUGCAGAACAAGGGUAGUCAGAAUUUUGACUUCCAGGUAUUGAUGCAUACGUAUCUCAAGAUCGACGACAUCUCCGAUAUCCGCGUCAAGAACCUCGAAUCUAAGACCUACGCCGAUAAAACACAGAAUGCUGCCGUCAUCACCGAAACCUCCCCUGCCGUUGAGAUCAACAAGGAAACCGACCGCGUGUACCAAUCAUUGGACCCCAAGGUGCCUAUUAUUGUUUCGUCCGCUAGUGAUGAUAAGCCCAUUUUCUCCAUUACCAGGGAGGGACUGAAUGACGUCGUUGUGUGGAACCCGUGGAUUGAAAAGGCCAAGGGCAUGGCUGACUUUGGUCCGGAUGAGGCAUACAAGAACAUGAUCUGUGUUGAAGCAGGCUCCGUGGCUGGAUGGCAGACUUUGGAGGCCGGUGACUUCUGGGAAGGCGGACAGUCCAUCCGGCCGAGACUGUGA
Messenger RNA from Aspergillus oryzae RIB40, 960 nucleotides. Its product is annotated as D-hexose-6-phosphate mutarotase. Bases 1 to 960 code for a protein of 319 amino acids. Gene Ontology annotation, molecular function: carbohydrate binding; isomerase activity. NCBI's taxonomy places the organism in Eukaryota, Fungi, Ascomycota, Eurotiomycetes, Eurotiales, Aspergillaceae. Gene Ontology annotation, biological process: carbohydrate metabolic process. The record is from RefSeq and is a predicted model, not a curated record. The transcript is spliced from 3 exons.